Messenger RNA from Photinus pyralis (common eastern firefly), 1955 nucleotides. RefSeq names its product myrosinase 1-like. Gene Ontology annotation, molecular function: beta-glucosidase activity. Bases 7 to 1461 code for a protein of 484 amino acids. The transcript has 6 exons. The record is from RefSeq and is a predicted model, not a curated record. Gene Ontology annotation, biological process: carbohydrate metabolic process. Lineage: Eukaryota; Metazoa; Arthropoda; Insecta; Coleoptera; Lampyridae.
ACAGACAUGUGGUUUAUUCUCAUUGCAUCAGUUUCACUGAGUUACGCUGAUUCCUUACACUUUCCGGACAAUUUCACAUUUGGAGUGUCGACUGCAUCCUAUCAAAUAGAAGGUGGCUGGAAUGCUAGCGAUAAAGGAGAAAACAUUUGGGAUCGCAUGACACAUGAACACCCAAACUGGAUAGCAGAUAGAUCAAAUGGCGACGUCGCAUGUGAUUCAUACAACCAAUGGAAAACUGACAUAGGCAUGAUAAAAAAUUUGUCUGUAGAUUUUUAUCGGUUUUCGCUGUCGUGGUCACGAUUACUGCCUACUGGUUUUUCAAAUUACAUUAAUCCAGAUGGUGUUCGUUAUUACAAUAGCAUUAUAAAUGAAUUAUUGGGGAACAACAUUCAGCCGGUAGUCACACUUUAUCACUGGGACCUUCCUCAACCUAUUCAAAAUGAAGGCGGGUGGCCUAAUAUAGUAACCGCUAAUUAUUUUGUUGACUAUGCUAAUACAGUGUUUAACUUGUUUGGUGACCGUGUCAAGACAUGGAUUACAUUUAAUGAACCAUUUGAGGUAUGCCAGAGCGGAUAUGGUGGAGGCGAUAAGGCGCCUCGCAUAAGUUCUUCUGGUAUAUCUGAUUAUCUUUGCGGUAAAACUCUAUUGAUCGCUCAUGCUAAGGUUUAUCACUUGUACGGCUACUAUUAUCGGUCUAAGCAAAAGGGACACGUUGGAAUAACAACUAACACUGCUUGGAUCGAACCCAAAACAAACAAACUUGAAGACCUAGAGGCGGCAGAACUGGUCUUAAAAAUGACGCUCGGUUGGUGGGCUAAUCCAAUCUUUUCUAAAACCGGAGAUUACCCUCAAGAAAUGAAGGAUCGUAUUGCAAACAUCAGUAAAUCCCAAAAUUUUUUUAAAUCUCGUUUGCCAAAUUUUCAUAGAGACGAAAUAAAAAUGAUACAAGGAACUGCUGAUUUUUUUGGUAUUAAUCACUACAGCACACUCCUAGCGAGUUAUUCUCCAUUACCCAACAAUGUAACUGUGUCGUUUGAUAACGAUGUGCAUGUAAAGUUAGAAGUAGAUCCAACGUGGAGACCAACUGCAGCAUCAUUUAUCUACGAUGUUCCUUGGGGGUUUCGCAAGUUAUUAAAUUGGAUAAAAAAGGAAUAUGGUAAUCCUCCCGUGUUUGUUACAGAGAAUGGAUUCGGUGACUUGGGACAACUUAACGAUGUGGACAGAAUUAAUUAUCUUAAGGGAUACUUAGACGCACUAGUAAAAGCAGUUCGUAUCGAUGGGUGCAACGUUUACUCCUAUUGCGUUUGGAGUUUGAUGGACAACAUGGAGUGGGCACAAGGCUUCACGCUAAAGUUUGGACUUUACCAAGUAAAUUUUACUGAUCCUAAAAGAAAAAGGGUCGCCAAAUCAUCCGUGGAGUUUUACAAGAACGUCAUACGAACUCGUAUGGUACCUUCUUAAAUAUAAUAAUAUGAAAUAUUUCCAGCUUUGUAGUUUUCAAAUAGAUACUAGUGUAGGUAUUCAGUUAAUAAUACAUACUUACAGUUAGUAAUAAUGAUCGUCUCAACUCUCAAGCUGCUUCACAAGGCAGAUAAUAUCAAUGUAAACGAUUAUUUUAGCAAUAAAAAAACUGACUUUCCUGAGACUUACCGUUUUGUGUAAUUUUUGGUUCUUGGUAAAUUUUGUGUACUUAGCUGAUAAAGAUCCACUUCCUGUUGUUAAAACAUCUUUCGACUCUCCAUGUGAGCAUAUAGUUUUCAAAAUUUGAAAACCUCUAAAAACCAAUGCGCAUUGAAAAACUCCUACUGCGUAAAUAAUAAUGUACAAGAGUUGAGGGCCCCCUCAGCCAAUUCAGGCAAGUGCAACAAUACAUUUGUGUGCAUUUUGUAUGAUUUGGUCGAAAGCUAUAAUUUAAGCACAGACAUAGUAUUUGUUGUCUGUGAUGUAAGCUACAA